AUGCCAUCCCCGAACAACCUGUACCUGGACAUGAACGGAAUUGUCCACAACUGCUCACUACCAAACGACACCGAUGCCCACUUCCGUCUGUCCGAGGACAAGAUCUUCCUCGCCAUCUUCAACUAUAUCGAUCAUUUGUUCCUGAAGAUCAAACCACAAAAGGUCUUCUUCAUGGCCAUCGAUGGUGUGGCCCCUCGUGCCAAAAUGAACCAACAGCGUUCCCGUCGAUUCCGCACAGCCAAGGAUGCUGAGGAUGCCAAGCGCAAGGCGAUCGCCAAGGGAGAAGAGCUUCCAGAAGAGGAGCAGUUCGAUCGUAACUGUAUCACCCCAGGAACACCAUUUAUGAAGAGACUCUCGGCGCAGUUGGAAUACUUUAUCUCCAAGAAGGUGACCGAGGACGCCAACUGGCGUGGUGUCAAGGUGGUGCUUUCAGGACACGAGGUUCCCGGAGAGGGGGAACACAAGAUCAUGGAAUACAUCCGUCUAUCAAAGGCUCAGGAAGGAUACAACCCCAACACUCGACAUUGUCUGUACGGUCUCGAUGCCGAUCUGAUCAUGCUCGGCCUGCUGAGCCACGAGCCUCACUUUGCGCUUUUGCGUGAGGAGGUUACCUUCGGAAGGGCCAACAAAAAGAAAGGGUCCAUCGAUACACAAAACUUUUUCUUGAUGCACCUCUCGCUGCUGCGGGAGUACCUCGAUAUGGAGUUCAACACCCUUCAGGAAGUAUUGCCCUUCCCCUACGACCUCGAGCGCAUCAUCGACGACUUUGUGCUGAUGUGUCUCUUUAUCGGAAACGAUUUCUUGCCACAUCUCCCCAACCUUCACAUCGCCGAAGGUGCACUGAGUCUUCUUUUCAAUAUUUACAAGAAGCUGCUGCCGCAAUUGGGCGGAUACUUUCAGGAUUCAGGAGAGCUGAAUUUCCACCGUGUCGAGGCCAUGUUCCACGAACUGGCCGAGGUGGUCGAAGCCGAGGCCUUUGAGGCAGAGUGCGAUGAUCUCAAGUAUAUUGGUGGCAAGAUGGCUGAGUUGUUGAUUGUGCCCAACUCUGGACAGAAGAACAAUGGCAAGCAUCGACAAGGAAUGCGUAUGGGUAAACCCAUCGAGAACGCUAAUGAGCUCGUGAUGACAAGGAGGCAAAAGGAUUUGUAUGACCAGAUGAAAGAAUUCGUGCUAGAGCGCAAGGAUGUCCUUCAUUUCCCACCAACGCUGAAUUCGAGCGAGCGCAGCUUUGUCAAGAGAAUCGCGUCAGCGAUUGAGAUCCGAUACGGUACAGAGACUUCACCCGAGGGUGUGAUGAACCUUUACAUCGAGUUUGACGAAGAAGAGGAUGACGAGGAUGUAGAAUCUCAGGAGGCACGCGCACGCGUCAUGCGCAAGUACGACCAGGCUGAGGUCGUCGAGGAUGUGAUUGAGAGCGAGAAACUUCGUAACGAGAAGGCCAAGAAUGUCUAUGAAGACAGGUUACUGCAAUGGAAGAAAACCUACUAUCUGGAGAAACCUGAGCUCGAGCAUGAGGCUGAUAUUCGCAAGAUGGUCUUCAAGUAUGUCGAGGGAUUGCAAUGGGUUCUCUACUACUACUACCGAGGAGUUUCCUCAUGGGCAUGGUUCUACCCAUACCACUAUGCUCCUAAGAUCUCUGAUUUGGUUCACUUGGACUUGUUCAAGUUCCCAUUCGAGCUUGGAACACCGUUCAAGCCCUACGAACAGCUCAUGGGUGUCUUGCCUGAGGCCAGUAAGCAACACAUCCCUCAGGCAUACUGGGAUCUAAUCACCAAGGAGGCUUCACCCAUCAAGGACUUUUACCCCGACAACUUUGACCUGGAUAUGAACGGCAAGAAGCAGGACUGGGAGGCUAUCGUCAAGAUUCCCUUCAUCGACCAGGAGCGACUUUUGACGGCCAUGAAGAGUAAGGAACACUUGCUGACGCCAGAGGAAGUUGAGAGAAACGAGACCGGCGAGAGCGCGGUAUUCACUCGCGACGAGAGCUUGAGCGAGACCUAUUCUUCGCCCUUGCCUUUGGUCUUUCCCGACAUCAAGGACUGCAAAUGCAAGCGGUCUGUCUUUCACCUCCCCGUCAUCGAGGGCGUCUCCUCGUUGAGAAAGGGUCUGUGCGAAGGUGCAUUCAAGGGAGCCGAUGCGCUCUUUGGUUUCCCCUCUCUAGCUACUAUCAAGUACUCUGGCAACCUCGGCUACCACGGUGUUCAGGUCUUCCAGGCGCCUUCUCGUAACGAAACGAUGGUUGUCAACAUUGUGAACCGAUUCGAGGAUGUCAAGCCCGAGGCACUGGCAUUGUCAAAGCUCGGAAAGCGAGUCUAUGUUGGCUGGCCCUUCUUGAAGGAGGGUAUUGUUUCGUCGAUUUCAGACGAGAUGUUCAAAUACGAGUUGCAGGUUCAGGGCAAGAAUAAGGUUGUCAUCAAGACACCCCACCGUACCAACACCUUUGAUACCUGGCGCAAGCGCGUCGACAGGAUCGAGACCAUGUACAACAAGCGAUUCGGUGUGGUCAUUGGCGACAUUGAGUUCACAGCUCAGGUCCUGCUGUUGAAGGGUCUCAGGCGGGAGAUGAAUGGAGCAUUGGUCAAGGACUUUUGCAAGCCCGGGGAGGAGCAGGAGUUUGCUGUCCAGACCGUCAUCGACACUAUCCGUCACCCCGAUACCAGAACCAAGGAGGAGCCUCCUCGUCCUCUUAACGAAGACUUUCCUUUGGAGUCCCAGGUCUUUUUCUUGGGUCAUGGACAUUACGGAUGCCCUGCUCAAGUCAUUGCUCACUCUGAUAAUGCCCUUGCUCUCCGCGUUGCUAUCCCUAACGAGCACAAGGGAGAGCCAACAUUUGGACAUGAGAUUGUUAAGGAGGCACUCUCGGGAUUAGUCUAUCAACCUUCGUUUGUUGUGAACAAGAAGGUUGGCAUCUCUGCAUUGAUCCUCAGCAAGCUGACCUCGUCCCUCCACGUUGUCUAUCGCUCGACCGAUCGUCGCAUCAACUUGGGUCUCAACCUCAAGUUUGAGGGCAAGAAGCAGAAGGUUCUGGGUUAUACCCGCAAGACCGACAGUGGAUGGGAGUUCAGCCAGAAGGCGAUCGCACUUUUGCAGGAGUACAAGAAGCUGUUCCCCGAGUUCUUUGACGGACUGGAGAAGAGAGCUCGUUCGGACUUUUACAUUGCCGAGGAGCUCUACCCCAACGGCGACAGUGUCGAGAAGAUCAAGCGGAUCGAAGACUGGCUCAAGAAGUCCAAGGUCAGGGACUUUGAACGCGUCGAUCUCGAUGCCGAGCAACUCGACAAGGACACUAUUGCGUUGGUGGAGAAGGCAGCGGACGAUUACGUUGAGACAAGGUCGGGAAUGAAGCACGUCAUUGUCAAGAACUUGGGUCGUCAUACCAUGCUCAAGCCCAGCCACGCUGCGACAUUGUUGCCUGACCAGACCUUCAAGCUUGGAGAUCGCGUUGUAUUUGUCCAGGACUCGGGUACAGUCCCCAUUGGCGCCAAAGGAACUGUUGUUGGCAUAGACCGUUUGGAGGUUGAGGUCGUCUUUGACGACAAGUUUAUGAGCGGCAUGGAUCUCAGCGGACGUUGUUCGAUGUACCGCGGUAUGACGGUUGGACCUCAGUCGAUCUUGAACCUGUCCAGCCCUCAGUGCAAUCAAAAAGCACCAGCCACUCCUGCACCCGCAGCUGCGGCUCCCAGACCCAAGCCUGUUAACAUUCUUCCCAAGAACAACAACCAGCACAACCCAACGGACGACAAGCCUCCAGGCUGGGAUAUUCUUGGAGUUGCACCUGUCGCCGAUAAGCCCAAGAAGGGUCCUCAUCACCCCAAGAACCAUAACAACAACUAUGGUGGAAACAGCAACGGAGGCGGUAGGACAUUGGGUCAGGCCCCUCGCGGCGAGCAGCCUACCAACGUAAACCAGAGUUUGGGCUUCCAUGCCCGUCCCAGACCUCCUGUUCAGAUUGCGGUCCGACCCAACUCUGAGAACAACAAACCUGGCGCUGAAGACAUUUCUUCGCUCUUACUUGGACUCUUGCACAAGAACGUGACUCCGGAUCAACUUGGUGGACCUAGUGGCCCCAACGGAGCUCAGGGCAUGUCCUUUGGAACCCUGCCCCCCGUCCUUCCUGCCGCUGGAUCGCAGGCUGCCUCGCUCUUGGAGCAACUCCUUCCCAGGCCCCCACCUCAGCAGCAGAACCAUCAGCACCAGUAUCAGCAGCAACCUGCUCCCCCACCAGCCUGGCAGGAUACUGGUCGUAUCCAGCAACAACAUGGGCAAUCGUCACCACCGGGGCAGAAGGGAGUUCAGCGCCAUCCUCGCCCUCCACCAGCCAACGGCCAGCCUCAGGCCGGCAACAGCCACAACAACAACCAGCGACCUCCAGGGUUCUCUAACCGUGGUGGUCACCGAGGUGGCCACUCUCAGGGACAGCCUCGCCCCACACCUGCCAACCAGAACCAGAACCAGGCCCAGACUCAAGGUCAAGGUCAGGGUCAGUCUGGACCUUCGAACGGAGGAGGCAAUGGCAAAGUGAACAACAAUGGCCAGGAGCGUGGAAACAACAACCGUCGUGGCCGUGGCCGCGGCGGCAACCGUGGUGGAAACAAGGGCGGCGACUCUGCUGCUGCUGCCGCGGCUUCUGCUGGUGCUGCUGGUGCUGCUCCUGCUGCUGCUUCAGCUUCAGCAGAAGGAUCGUCGUCUGCUCCUGCUCCCGCCCCAGCAACCCCCCCGCCCGCAUACACAAACUAG
Linnemannia hyalina is the source of this 4737-nucleotide messenger RNA. NCBI's taxonomy places the organism in Eukaryota, Fungi, Mortierellomycota, Mortierellomycetes, Mortierellales, Mortierellaceae. The record is from the annotation of a GenBank genome assembly.